AUGGCAACCUCGACCGCGAAUAUCAUAUUGCCCGAAAAGGGUAAACAAAACAUUCUUAUCACUAGUGCAUUGCCAUAUGUCAACAACGUCCCUCAUCUCGGGAAUGUAGUUGGUAGCGUACUCAGCGCCGACGUCUUUUCCAGGUUCAGCAAACUGAGAGACAGACCAACACUCUUCAUUUGUGGUACGGAUGAGUACGGCACUGCCACAGAGACAAAGGCUCUCGAGACUGGCCAAACCCCCCAGGAGCUAUGCGACGAAUUCCACAAGAAACACAAAGAUGUGUAUGACUGGUUCGAAAUCGCCUUCGAUUACUUUGGCCGAACAACAACGCAACAACAGACGGUGAUCGCACAGGAUAUAUUUACAAAGCUCCACAAGAACGGUUACUUGGAGGAACGAACAACAACGCAGCCGUACUGUGAAAGUCAUAGCUCGUUUCUUGCUGAUCGUUUCGUUGAAGGCACGUGUCCCAAGUGUCAGUAUGACGACGCACGGGGCGAUCAGUGCGACAAGUGUGGGAGUCUGCUUGACCCAUUUGAGCUGAUAAAUCCCCACUGCAAGAUCGACGGAGCUACGCCCGUACCCCGAGAUACAACUCAUAUCUUUCUACGACUCGACAAAGCUCAGCCUGCCAUAGAGAAGUGGUUUUCCAAGUCCAGCGAGCAAGGGGCUUGGCCACAGAAUGGCGUCAGCAUUACAAGAUCGUGGUUGAACAAGGGAUUGGAGGGUCGAAGCAUUACGCGAGAUCUCAAAUGGGGCACGCCGAUUCCGCUACCGGGAUAUGAGAACAAAGUGUUGUAUGUCUGGUUUGAUGCCUGUAUUGGGUACCCCUCGAUUACGGCCAACUAUACCAAGGAUUGGGAACUGUGGUGGCGUGAUCCUGAGAAUGUGAAGCUUUAUCAAUUCAUGGGCAAGGACAAUGUGCCAUUUCACACGGUCAUUUUCCCGGGUUCUCAAAUAGGGACUGGUGACAAAUGGACCAUGCUCAACCAUCUCUCUACUACAGAAUACCUCAACUACGAGAACGGCAAAUUUUCCAAGUCUAGAGGUGUUGGUGUGUUCGGAGACUCUGUUCAGGACACAGGAAUCCCACCCUCAGUAUGGAGAUAUUACCUUCUAGCAAAUCGACCGGAAACUGGUGACACGCAAUUCGAAUGGAAAGCCUUUAUUGCGGCUAACAACAGCGAGCUUCUAGCCAAUCUUGGCAACUUCGUCAACCGACUUAUCAAGUUUGUGAAUGCUAAGCUGGAAGGGGUCAUUCCCGAAUUUUCCGCCGAGUAUACUGAUCAGUCCUUCGACUUCCCGAUUUUCAUCUCUGAAGUCAACGAUCUACUCGCCGAGUAUGUCGCCGAUAUGGAGGCAGUCAAGCUGCGUUCCGGAUUGCAAAAACUCAUGCAAAUAUCCGGCAAAGGGAACAACCUUCUCGCUGGCAGGUUGGAUAACGCCAAUCUGACUGGAGACCCAACAAGGACACAUACCAUUAUUGGUCUGGCAAUGAAUUUGGCUUACCUUCUCGCCUCCCUUUCAUCUCCAUUCAUGCCCUCGACCGCGACCUCCAUUGCGCAACAGCUCAACGCCCCUCUAGUUUCUAUUCCCGAUAAAUGGGUAGCCGAUGCUCUACCAGGUGGCCACAAGAUUGGUAAAGCUGCCUAUUUGUUUACCAGAAUACCCGAGGAGAAGGAAGAAGAAUGGAGAAUUAGAUAUGGAGGUACGCAAGCCACUCGACUAGCAGAAGAAGAGGCCAAGGCCAAGAAGGUAGCCGACAAGGCUCGAGACAAGGAACGUAAAAAAGCGAAGAAGGAAGCUGCUAAGAACAGCGAGUCCUCUGCAAGUAUGGAACCUAAGAAGAGCGAAGGUAGCGCGCAGACGGUUGAAGCAGAGAGCAAAGAUUCUACAGAGAAUGCCCUGCCCAUAAGAGGCGUAGUAGCGGAGGAACAGGCCCCACCACCUGCAGCAGCUCCAUAA
Molecule: messenger RNA, 1968 nt
Organism: Lachnellula hyalina
Lineage: Eukaryota; Fungi; Ascomycota; Leotiomycetes; Helotiales; Lachnaceae
Gene: rar1
Product: putative methionine--tRNA ligase, cytoplasmic
Exons: 1
Coding region: 1-1968 (655 amino acids)
Biological process (GO): methionyl-tRNA aminoacylation
Cellular component (GO): aminoacyl-tRNA synthetase multienzyme complex; cytosol
Molecular function (GO): ATP binding; methionine-tRNA ligase activity
Source: RefSeq, a predicted model, not a curated record